Messenger RNA from Rotaria sp. Silwood2, 450 nucleotides. The record is from the annotation of a GenBank genome assembly. Lineage: Eukaryota; Metazoa; Rotifera; Eurotatoria; Philodinida; Philodinidae.
AUGGAUAUAGAUAAAUAUCCAUCAAAAGGAUUUCAAUAUAUUAAACAAAUUGUUCUUAUUGAUACAGAAAAUGAUUGUCUUCUAUUUGAAAAUAUUUUUAAAUAUUUUCCAAAUUCAAUUAAUAUUCAUUUAGAUUUAAAUCAUAUAAAUAAUCCAACAUUAAAACAUUGGGAUCCAUUUAUUAAUCGAUUAGGAAUGCUUAAAUAUCUUCAAGAAUUAAUUUUGAAUAAUUGUGGUUUUAGUCAAAUUAAAUUACCUGAUCAAGGUAUUCUUCAAAAUUCGAUAUAUGAAUUAAAUCAAAUUGAAAAUGAAUCAGCUAAACAAAUGAGUAUCGCUCAUUUGCUCAAUUUAACACAUUUAAGUCGAGUUUUAAUUAAUCGAGAUAAAAGCCAAAGAGUUAAAAUUGAUUAUUUACAACGUUAUGCCCAAGAUUAUUUUGAUAAAAAUUAA